AUGGACCGUACCUCCGCUCCAGGCGGCGGGAAUCAAGCCGCGUAUCCCACAUGGAACGCUCCUAUCGUCCAGCCGGCUCCGUACCCGCCGUACGCUGCUUUCUAUCCGCAUCCGGCUUAUAAUCGACUGCCGCAACCUGUUGCUCUCGUGCCGAUUCCUGCGGCGCCGUUCGCGCAACAGCCUCCAUCGCUCUACCAGCAGCAGCAGGAGAUGCAACGUCAGGAGAUGCAACGUCAGCAGCAGCAGCGGCAGCAGCAGCCCCAGCCCCAGCAGCAGCAGCAGCAGCAUCAGAACACGCUAGGGAACGUGGAGGCGUUUCAGAGGCUAAUGGAGGCGUUUCCGAGCCUGGGGCAUAGCUGCGUAGAGCGCGCGUUCCUGGACGCUAAGUACGACGUGAACCUCGCAGCAGCCGUGCUCGCAUUGUCGCAAGAACAGCCCGCGACCGACCUCGCUGCUGCUGCUGCUGCUCCUGGUUCUUCUGGUGACUCUGGUGGCGCUGCUGGCGGCACAGGCGCUGCAAUGCAAGGCGGAGCAGCAGUCAAGGACGGCGCAGUAGCGCACCAAGCGCAGGAGCAGGAGCACCGGUGGUGGGAGGAAGCCCCUUUCGCUGCAGCAGGCAGGGCGGCGGGGGAGGUAAAGGCGGAGGGGGGGGUGGAACGGAAAGCUGUUCUGCGGGGAAGUGACGCGGCUGGGGAAGAUGAGGACGUGUUCGUGUGGGGUGAUGGGGGGUGGGAAGCGGUGGACGAGUGCACAAACGAAGCACGAGGUGGGGGGGAUGUGAACAGGCAGGGAGACGCGGAGGGGCAGGAGAAGGGGCGGGGUGACAAGAGGAGGAGUAGGAAGAGCAAGGGAAAGAACAAAGUGGAUGACCUGGGUGAUGUGAAAUCGGAAGUGGUGGGGAAGGUGAGUCGUGGUGGCGGGGGGUCGAGUGAAGGGGGCAAGGAAACGGCGCAGCGUGACACUAAGAGGAGUAAACUGAAAGCUCCUUCUCCUCAGAAGCCGCAGAAGCAGAAGCAGCAGCAAGGAGGGGAGAGGGAGAAGAGUGCUGCAGUGCAAGGGAGUGCGUUAGAGACCCAGGCAGAGCCACUGCGCCAGGCAGAACGCACGCAUGCAGCACCUGCUGCCGCUCCUGAUGACGCCACCGCCACUGCCAUCACCACCGCUGCGGCCGCUGCUGGCCCUGGUGGUGCUGGUCUGGCAGCAGCAGGUGACUGUGAAGGCGAGGGCGAGGGCGAGGGCGAGGGCGAGAGCAGCAGCAUGGAGUACAGCGAUAUGGUGGAUUUCUUCUACUCCAUGCUGGGCAGCAAUGCAUGCAUUGAAAAGGACACCAUCAGCUACGUCAUCUCCUACUACAACGGAGACAUGUCUCAGAGUCUGGAGGUGCUGUUGGGGCUGGUGGGCGGCCAGGCGGAGCAGGGGGGAGGGGAGGGCGGACAGGGAGGGGGAGGGGCAGGGGGGGAAGCGGGGGAAGGCGGGUGGGGGAGAGCGUAUGGGGAUGUGGAGAUGGAGGAGGCAGAGGGAUGGUACCCUGGGGAAGAUGCUGCUGCUGCUGCUGGGGGUGAUGCUGCUGCUGGGGGUGGUUCUGCUCUUGCUGGUGCUGGUGGUGCCGCUAGUGCUGACGAUCAGUUGAGGACUGGUGGGGUGAGUGGGGAGCAGCUGCAGCAGCAGAAGAGGUUGGGAGUGGUGCAGAUGGAUGAGAACAUGGAAGAUGCAUUUCAAGCCAAUGCUGCUGCGGCUGCGGCUGCUGCUGACGAUGCUGCUGCUGAUGCAGCUGGUGGGAGUGCAAGGGGCGAGGAGCAGAAGCUGGCCACGCUCUGUGACGCCUUCCCCUACUUUGACCGCGCUGUCGUCGCUGCUUUUUUGGAGUCUCUGGAUGGCGACAUGGAUGGAGCAGCAGACGCACUGCUGGCUCAGGAGACAGCAGCAAAGGCCGCCGCCAACUCUGCCCCUGCUCCUUCCGCUGCUGUUACGGCCGCCCCUUCUUCUCCUCCUCCUGCAGCUGGUGCUGCUAGUGGUAGUGCUGCUGCUGCUGAGGUAAGAGCAGGCAGGAAUGCACGACACCGGUCAGGAGAGAAGAAAGAACAGCCAGUGUCCUCCUUUCUCCUUUUCAACCGCAUUCGCUUCCACCCCUUUUCCCCUUUCCACCCACUUACCCUCUUCAACUCCUUUUCCCUCUUCAAUCCCUCGUCCCUCUUUGAUCCGUUUUCCCCUUCCAACUCCUUCUUGUCCACCCCUUCCGGUUGCACCCCCGCCUUCUCCAUUUCCCGGCCUUGCCUCCACGCAGGGAGGGGGAGUGGAGGAGAGGGCAGUGAUGGAGCAGCUACUGCUGCUGUACCCACGGGUGGACCGCGACUCGCUCCUGCAAGUGCUGCGCGUCUGUGGCGGCUCUCUCAGGUGUGGCGGCUCUCUCAGGUGUGGCGGCUCUCUCAGGUGUGGCGGCUCUCUCAGGUGUGGCGGCUCUCUCAGGUGUGGCGGCUCUCUCAGGUGUGGCAGCACUCUCAGCCCAAUUCUUUAUUUCACCUCCCUCCUCGGUUCCCCUCUCCCCCAUGUCUCCGCAGUGACACGUGUGCCUUUCUUGACAGCUCAGAGGUGGCAGCAGAAGCAGAAGCAGCCGCGCGAGGUCCCAGCACCCAUCGCAGCAGGGCACAGGCAGCACAGGGAGCGGGGCAGAGGAGGCAGGAGGAGGUGCCUCUGUGGAAGUGGAGGGCGCAACACAGAGCUGCAGAACGCGCUGCUGCUGCUGAUGGUGGUGGUGCGCGUGUCGGCAGUUAUCGUGCUGCUGAUGGCGGUGUUGGUGGUGAUGGUUAUGCUGGUUCUGAUGGUUAUGGUGCCGCGGAUGGUUACGCCUUUAGGAGUGAGGGUGUGGCGGGUGCUGUUCAGGCAGAUUCUGGCGCAGGUAGCAGGCCUCGUGUGAUUGAAGGCGCUGCUGCUGCUCCCGCUACUGGUGCUGCACCAGGGGGGCGUCCCGCCUCCCCUCCCAAGUCAUCCGAUUGCUACAAGCGGCACCGCGAGGCGGCGUUUGAGAGGAGGAGGAUGAUGCAGUAUUACUUCCGAGAGGCCAGUGAGGCGUGGAGGCGAGGGGAGAGGCAGCGAGCAGCAGCCCUUGCAGACAAGGGUCACGAGUAUCGGGAGCAAUAUCAAGAGCUCAUGCAGGAAGCAGGGCAACGUAUAUUCAGGGAAAACAACGAGCGGCUGGGAAACAACAUGGAUGUGGAUCUGCAUCACCUGCAUGUGGACGAGGCAUUGCAGCACCUGCAGCUGCACCUCACUCUCCUGCAAACCCUGCCCACUCUCAGCAGCAUAACGGUCAUCACUGGUAGAGGCAAGCACAGCGCUUCUGGGCAAGCCAAAAUUAAACCUGCGGUGCACCGGUACUUGCAGGAGAGAGGAGUGGGGUGGCAAGAGCAGAACGCAGGCAGCAUCCGCAUCACCCGCUACAAUCUACCCCCGGAUCCCAUCCGUAGAUGA
Messenger RNA from Closterium sp. NIES-65, 3468 nucleotides. NCBI's taxonomy places the organism in Eukaryota, Viridiplantae, Streptophyta, Zygnematophyceae, Desmidiales, Closteriaceae. The record is from the annotation of a GenBank genome assembly.